Molecule: messenger RNA, 4697 nt
Organism: Cucurbita maxima (winter squash)
Lineage: Eukaryota; Viridiplantae; Streptophyta; Magnoliopsida; Cucurbitales; Cucurbitaceae
Product: KH domain-containing protein At4g18375-like
Exons: 8
Coding region: 163-2040 (625 amino acids)
Biological process (GO): regulation of gene expression
Cellular component (GO): nucleus; cytoplasm
Molecular function (GO): mRNA binding
Source: RefSeq, a predicted model, not a curated record
CGACUUUCGGGAACAAUAGAACAAUUAAGUACCCAAAAAAUAGAAAGGGCGGGUAUUGUAAACCCUCGUUGUGUCGUAACUCCAAUCAUCGCAACAUCGGCGGCCUCUGUCCGUGGUGGUGCAGCUAUUUCGUUUCUUCGCCGAGGUAAUUGAAUUUCUAUAAUGGUGAGUGGGAAGCGAUCUUAUGGUCAGAGGGACAACAAUGGAGACAAUAAGAGCCACAAGAGACGGAUUACCGACCAAGAUGAUUGGGUUAGUGAUGAACUGGUCGUUUACCGAAUACUGUGCCCUGAUGAGGUCAUUGGAAGUGUUAUUGGUAAGAGUGGGAAAGUGAUAAACUCAAUAAGACAAGAAACAAGGGCAAAGAUUAAGGUGGUUGAUCCAUUUCCUGGUGCCAAGGACCGUGUUAUAACAAUAUUCUGCUUUGUCAAGGAUAGGGAGGAUGUGGACAUUGAUGAUGAGUUCAAUGACAGACAAACAUUAUGUGCAGCCCAGGAUGCUCUUCUUAAAAUUCAUGCUGCUAUUUCCAAUGCGCUGGCUUCUGCUGGAGAUUUAGACAGGAAUCUGAGGGAUAAGGAACAAUGCCAAGUUCUCAUCCCUUCGAGCCAAUCUGCUAAUGUCAUUGGUAAAGCAGGAUCAACUAUUAAAAAGCUUAGAAGCAAGACAAGGACUAGUAUAAGAAUCAUCCCCAAGGAUGCCUCUGAUCCAAUUCACUCAUGUGCAAUGGAAUUUGACAAUUUCGUCAUGAUAGCUGGUGACCCUGAUGGAGUAAGACGGGCACUAUUUGCAAUAUCUUCAAUUAUGUAUAAGUUUCCUCCUAGAGAAGAGAUUCCUCUUGAUACAAAUGUAAAUGAAGCCCCUCCUAGUAUAAUUAUCCCGUCAGAUGUUCCUCUGUAUUCAACAGGAGGACUAUAUCCAAGUGCAGAUCCCAUUCUUCCUCCCAGAUCUAUUCCACCGAUGCUUGGUGCCCAACAUGUCCAGGAUCUUCAUGAUUACCCUGAUACUGGGAAUGCAUGGCCUCUCUAUUCAUCUGCUCUUCCUAUGGUUUCUAGUAUUAGCAGUCAUCCUCCAUCGGAGGAAUUGGUGGUUAGAUUAUUAUGCCCCCUUGAUAACAUUGGCCGUGUCAUUGGUAAGGGUGGGGGUACCAUUAAAAGCAUAAGGCAAGCUAGCGGCGCUUGUGUGGAAGUUGAUGAUUCCAAGCGUGAUUGUGAUGAAUGCUUAAUCACUAUCUCGUCAUUUGAGUAUUUGGAUGAUCUGAAAUCAAUGGCCGUUGAAACCGUGUUAUUGCUGCAAGAGAAGAUUAAUGAUGAUGAAGGUGGAAUGGUGAUCAUGCGACUACUUGUUCCAUCUAAAGUUAUUGGUUGUAUUAUUGGAAAAAGUGGUUCAAUCAUCAAUGAGAUUCGGAAGUCAUCUAGAGCUGAUAUCCGUAUUUCUAAGGGUGACAAAAUUAAGUGUGCUGCUGCCAAUGAUGAACUUGUUGAGGUAACCGGUAAUGUUGGCAGUGUGAGAGAUGCAUUGGUCCAGAUCGUGUUAAGGCUUCGUGAUGAUGCUUUGAAAGAGAGGGAUGUUGGUCAUAACCUUGCUGUCGGUACUGAUUCCAUGUAUUCAUCUGGUUCCAGUUUUUCGAUGCCAUCUGUAUUGCCUUCUGUUUCUCCUGGUGCUCCACCAAUGGGCUAUGAUCAGAGGGCUGAAAGUGGAAGCGGUUUAGGCGCUCUCUCUUCAAGUAGCAUAUAUGGAUAUGGAUCACUGUCGAUGGGAGACAAUGGCUAUGGAUCCAUGCCCUCAUAUUCAUCCAAGUUGUAUGGAGGGAGGCUGCCUCCUCCAUCUUCUCUUGAGAUGUUGAUCCCAGCAAAUGCCGCUGGUAAGGUUAUUGGAAAAGGAGGGGCUAAUAUCGCCAACAUUAGGAAGAUAUCAGGAGCGCUGAUAGAGAUUUCAGACUCUAAGUCAUCUCGAGGUGAUCGUAUUGCUCUUAUAUCUGGUACAUCUGAACAGAAGCGCACAGCUGAAAACUUGAUUCAGGCAUUUAUAAUGGCUACAUGAGAAGGAAGAUGACCUUAUGUUUGAAGGUUACUAGAUGUAAAUCUUCCAUUUUAGUUCAUCCUCCGUAGAUCUCCCUAGGUUCAGUUCUGGAGAGGGUACCUCCUCUCGCAUUCAAGUUCUUGAGUUUUUUUCCCCAUUAAAUGCUUGUCAGGAUGAAAUGGGAGGACCUACAGCUGAUUCAUAUCUAGGGUUCCUAGAGCUUUUGUUUCUUAAUCUAUUCUUCUGUGGAUUCUUAGAACGUAUAGGAUCUUUCCUUUCGUACUUGUAUGUCUGGCCUUAUCUUUUAUCAGUUGGGAUUUCAUCUCAUUUCCAAUGCUGUCGUACUCACAUUAUAUGAUGAUUAUGCCAGAUGGGUUCCAGUAUGGUCGUUAUUCUCAAUCUUAUAACUGUGUGCGAUAUUUUUCUGUCCAUUCUAUCUCCUACUCAGUUUCUUGGUGGAAGAAGUUCUCAAGCAUUGAUCAUUAUUCUCAAUGCAGUUGGUAUUGCUCUUGCCUAUUAUAGAUCUUUAUAACUAUGACAAGUCACCUCAAUAGAAGAGAUUAUUUCCAGAACCAACUGAAGUUUUCAUCAAAGAAGUUUCUAUUAUGAUUCCUUGUUCUGUACUUCAUGACACGGUUCCUACCAUCUCGGUAGGUAGGUGCUAAAUAGCAUCAUAAACUCUGUUUUCUUACCUCUGUUUGAUAUUUUUCCUUCCCUCAUGCCCUUUAUUUAAUAGCCAACUGUGAAAAUUCCAUAAUAUAUGCUCUGCAGAACUGGGCCUGAAAUUCAUUGGACAUGAGAAGGUUCACUCCCUGAAUACUGAUUCCCUAAUAAUAUGCUGAUUCCAUUUUCUUGUGAGAAUUAUUUUUAGAGCAUUCUCAUUGGGAGGAGCAAGGGGGUUUGGUGCUCUUCACUUCUGGAGGGAAGUUUAGCCCAAUGUCUUAGGUUGAUGUGAAAGAGAGAUUAGUUCUAUCUUUCUACAGUAAUUCCACAUUUACCUGAAAACAAGUGCCUGUACAGUAUGGAACAUUUUUCAAAAAUUGUUUUAAAAUGUUUUUCCGUAAUGUUCUCAAAGUUUUAAUUUGGUAGGAUCUCGUCUUUGUUUCUUUCAAUUUUUAUCUCUCAAGAACAUGAUAAAAGUUAUUAUAUUUUUUACACUUUUUAUUUGAAACAAAAAUAUAUUCCAAACAGGAAAACAACUACCUAACAAAUUUUUAACCGCAUACAAGCACAUUUAUACCUGAUUUUUUUACUUUUCAAAACACAACUUUUAUCCGCUAACUUUUUCCUUGUUUCCAAUUCCUUUUGUAAUCACUCUUUUACUGUAGUAGUCAAUCGUAGAGCUUUCACGUGCAACUCAAUCCUUUUCUUAUGUUCUCUUUUGGUCUACUUCAUUAUUUUAAUGACAUUGUUUUAUUUCCUAGCCAAUAAAAUUACUAAUUUCAAAGAGGAAUUACUGAAGAAUGAGCGGUUAGGCUUACUCCAUUAGGGUAUGUAAGAGAUACAGUAAAAUGUUUCCAUGCCCUAGAUCAUCUUGUGUAGAUUCUUUGAUGCCUUCUAAGAAAUUUUCCUUGUGGGAAUGUUUAUGCAAAGAAAUUAUAUGAAUGCAUGAGAGUAAACCUAACCAAUCGAAGUUUGAAGUUUCUUCCUCUUUUAUCGUAGUUGAUGGCACAAUAACUUCUCUCCUGAAUUGAUUAUAUCAAAUUAUCUCAUUUGUGAUUUUCUAAUAUGUGCCAAACCAUCUUCCAUGUUGACAAUUUCAGUUUGCACUCUAGAGCCAAAAAGUUGGCCCUAUCUUGAUAUUAACUUCCAUCUUACCCUCCCCACUCCGCUACCAUAUUUUGAUUGAGCCUUAGGAAGAUCUGCGGUAUUUAGUUUCUAGUGAACUGUGACGUUAUGGUGAUGGGAUUUUCCACCCUCCUGUAUCUAGUUCCUGGUGCAAGAUCUGCUGCCUUUGUACAUUGCUGAAGAUUGAUAAUCACUAUGAUCACUAGGCUGUUUUCAGAAAGCAUUGAUGGUGUAAUUAUUGCAUAUGUUUUCCUCCAUGUUAAAAUUAGGAUGUCUGAUAUUUUGCCCUGGACUUAGGAAAAUGCAGCGCAUUAAAACCUAUAGUUGCUUGUGCUAUACUGGACUUUGAUGUCUUAGCACUUCAUUCUAUUCUCUUCCCUGGCCAAUCCUACAUAAAUAGUAACUUCAGCAGUGGGAACUCUCGGCCACAGUGCAUAAAUACUGAUCUCAUUUAUGAUCUGCUGCCCUCUGAUGUAUAGUGACAGCUUUCUUUUACUAGUUAACUGGAGGCCUCACAAGUAUAGUUGCCCUCUGUUAUGUCUAUCCUUUAGCUUUCUAUUGUGGUGAAUGAAACCCCUUUGCAUUGCAUCGUGACUUACUGCGGCCUAUGUUAGCUGGUGCAACUGCUGGAAUGCUUUUUUUGGCGUUUCAUCAACAAACCUCUAGUUAUGUGGCUACUCCCUGCCCUUUAUUAUUAUUAUGUGGUUAGAAUCCUAUUAUGCCCUUUUUCGAAGUCUGAAUAUGAAGGGGAUAGAAAGGUAUGUCAAAUAGGAUGACAUUGGAUGAAAAUGUGAUUGUUGUUAGGAGGGAGAGAUUUAGAAAAAUGUGUAGCAAAAUGUAGUCAUGGAUUAAUCUAUGGAUGUGGAUCAUGUUGUUGGAUCCCUUGUGAA